Vollenhovia emeryi is the source of this 1306-nucleotide messenger RNA. RefSeq names its product axin-like. Gene Ontology annotation, biological process: negative regulation of canonical Wnt signaling pathway. Bases 93 to 869 code for a protein of 258 amino acids. Lineage: Eukaryota; Metazoa; Arthropoda; Insecta; Hymenoptera; Formicidae. The transcript is spliced from 2 exons. The record is from RefSeq and is a predicted model, not a curated record.
UCUUCGACGAGCACAUAUCUCGCGAUAUCUGGUUCAUUUCACCUUCAACAUCACCCAGACUCUCACCCGAGAGAAGGACUCCACAUAGAUAUAUGGACUCCACAAUGGAUAGCGGUAAUAUCUAUAACUUUGAAGAGGGCAGCGAUCUUGUUGGAGCUGGUUCCAUGAGUCACGUUCAAGGUCACGACCAAAAAUUCCGAAGGUCGGAUACGAGACGGUCAGCUACGAAAAAGUCGACGACGAAUAGUGGAGUGAGCGUGGUCAGCAAUGUGCAGCCUUCCGCAAACAAGGACGUUCGUCUGUUGCCAAACAGAGAAACGACGAGCAUGGGGGUACCUGCUCAACCGUUUGUCGCUGAUCCGGGAAUUCGCUCCCCGCGGUGGGCGAGAAAUUUUCAAUCCUUAUUAGGGGAUCCGACUGGCUUGGAGUUGUUCAAAAGGUACCUAAGUCAGGAAGGGCAUCUGGAUCCGCUCAAUUUCUGGUUCGCCUGCGAGGGCCUCAAAAAACAAAAGGACAUGGACAAGAUCUCGAGAUUGGUGAAGAUCAUCUAUCGACAGUUUUUCCUCAAGUCGCCGCUAAGCGUACCGGAGGAUAUAAUGAAGGAGGUGGAUCGGCGGGUCAAGGAGGGCCGCACCGAUCACAAGGUGUUUGACAUCGCGCAGCUGGAGGUCGAGCAGCUGAUCAACAAGACGAUGUAUCCGAAGUUCCUUCAAUCCGACGUGUACGUGCAGUACGUUCAGACCCGCCAGAAUGCCGAUUCCAGCGGUUGCCCGAGCUCGAGUUCGGGUAGUCGCAAGAUGUCCAUCUCCUGCGGACCAAGUCUGCUGCCCACCGUGCACGAAGACAGCAAGUACAUCGGCAAAGGGUAAUGCUCUUUUUUUCGAUAGUUUGUUCAUAUGCAGGAGAUGCAAAUUUUUUAUUUCAUUUUUUUCGUUUCCAUAUAACAUCAUAUUUUUAUUUGUCUUUUAUUUAGUUGUUUUUGUUUUUUGUAUUGUUGCAAUUUGUCUCUAGGGCAAUUAAAAAGUCGAUUAUAAAUCGCGAAUCCAUGUCGCACUAUGUGGUCCCACGAACCCAGCGUACGGUACCCCCAAAACAGAUGUCGACGAAUUGAGUAAUUGAGAUUUUUAUAACUGAAAGAGUUAAAGUACAUCAUUUUCGACGAAUGAGAAAGAGUUCAAAAGAACAAAACUGAUCAUAAAUCAGUAGAUACAAUUUUCACGGGAUUCUAUCGUUUCGUCUCUCGAUCUGUAAGAAAAAGAUAUUGUAUAAAGUUUUAUCAAUAGUAUUAUCAAUAUAUUGAUAUUAU